This is a messenger RNA of Chelonia mydas (Green sea turtle), 4472 nucleotides long. RefSeq names its product RELT TNF receptor (gene RELT). The coding region runs from base 199 to 1503 and encodes 434 amino acids. Gene Ontology annotation, molecular function: protein binding. The transcript has 11 exons. The record is from RefSeq and is a predicted model, not a curated record. Lineage: Eukaryota; Metazoa; Chordata; Testudines; Cheloniidae. Gene Ontology annotation, biological process: apoptotic process.
CGGCAAAUUGUUACUUUGCAGCCGGCGCCUUUCAUUCAUAAGGGGGUCGAGCGACGCUGGGUCGGGGUCCGUCUCACGCGCUUUGGACGCGGCUGUAGGGUAUUACAAGGCUCCGCUCCGGGCUACAUCUGGCAGCCGGCUCCUGGGAAGGCGUUUCAAGGUUCGUUCCGUGGCUCGUUGCAGUCGUCAGCCCUCAGGAUGAAGAGGAACUUGGUCUGCUGGGCGCUCGUCGUCUUCCUCGCCCUGCUGAGCCGGCCCCGGGCCUGGGCGCUGGUGUGCGGGGAGCAGGAGUACUGGACCGUGGAGCGGGACUGUGCCCCCUGUGUGGAGUGUCCCCCUGGGGAGGAGCCCGAUAGGAAAUGCGGCUCUGGGCAAGGCCUAGGUGUGACCUGUCGAGCCUGCCCUCCGGGCACCUUCUCAGCCAGCAACGGCACGGCACCCUGCUUGCCUCAGACCCCCUGUGAGGCCAGGAAGAGGGUACACACCAGCCCCGGGACAGCUGCAGCAGACAGCCAGUGUGGAGGCUGCAUGCCAGGGUUUUACAGCCCUGAAGGAGAGACAGACCCAACAGCUGAAUGCCUGCUGUGCUCCUCUGCUCCCAAAGGCGUGCCGGGCUGCCCAGGCGCGAAGCAGUGGCUGACCCGGCUGGCGAGGAACGUCGAGGCCCUGCACAGACGGGACGAGAGGGCGGCGCCCAAUGGCACCCGGGACGGGAAGCGGGAGGAAAACGCCACGCAGUACGCCGUGCUGGCCAUUGUGCCGGUCUUCUGCGUCAUGGGGCUCCUGGGCAUCCUCUUCUGCAACCUGCUGAAGAAAAAAGGCUACCACUGCACGGCCCACAAGGAGAGCGAGGAGGAGGUGGCAAAGGCAGAGAGAGGCGGUAGUAACUCAGCGUACAGAAUAGACGAUGCCAACCAAGAUACCAUCGGGGUCCUCGUGCAGCUGAUCACGGAGAAGAAAGAGAACGCUGCGGCCCUGGAGGAGCUGCUGAAGGAGUACCAUAGCAAGCAGCUGGUGCAGACCACCCACAAGCCUGCUAACAGCAGGCUGCACUUCCUACCGCACAUCCCCCACAUCUGCCGGCACCAGCAUCACCUGCACACGGUGCAGGGCCUGGCCACUCGCUCUGGCCCCAGCUGCACCCGCUGCUGCCAGAAGAAGUGGCCGGAGGUGCUGCUCUCUCCAGAAGCCGCGGCCGCCACUGCCGCGGCCUCCAUCAUCCCCAGUCCUGCCAGCGUCGCCCCCAAGCCGGCCAAGCCGGGCGGCAAGGCCAGCCGGCCGGGAGAGAUCACCAUCCUCUCCGUGGGCAGGUUCCGAGUGGCUCGCAUCCCCGAGCAGAAGCCCAACCCUCCAGAAGUGAAAACCAUCUCGGAGUGCAGUGGGGCUGAGCCGGCCGACUCCCCCCGCAGCGGCCUCCCCGCCGAGCAGAAACCCCUGGUGGGCACCGGAGCCAGGUCGAAAUGGCUGAAAACGGCCGACAGCCAACAAGAGGUGAUCAUCUGACUCCCUCGUGCACCAGGAGACCUGAGAAGCGGCUCACUUGGAGGCUUCUGGUUGAACAGUCCACCCACAAAACGCACACCCUGGGCGCUGCUGAAGGCGAAGCGUGACACUCAUUUUCCCCUCGGGAGAGCUCCACCACCCCGGAGAAUGGCAAGGCGCAGCCCUGGGUACCAGGGCCCGGGCCGGCAGGGAGGAGCCAAAGGACACGCCCAGCAUCCCAAAGCAUUUUUCUUUUGGGGAAGGACUUGGGGGGAGGGGAAGGGGGCUCGGGGUGCUGGAACAAUUCGUAUAGUGGAGGGUGUCAGAGCCAUUGAACCAAACUGUAAACCUCACUUCAGACCAGGGGGCACGGCAGCACCCCUAGUUCUAGCACCUAUGGGUGGGAUGGGGGAUACUUAGCUGCCCAACUGGAAAAACCAUGCUACCUUCUUUAGAUCAUAGGGGCUGUUGCUCCAGCAGAGAGCAGUGUUCUUAAACUCGGGCCUAGGGGAGAGAGAGAGAGAGAGAGAGGCAGCUUGUUGUUGGACUGGAGCAUGUUCCUACCUCCCAGGGGCUCCAGGGUGAGGGGGAACGGAGCAUUGCAGUGUACCGGUCUGGGGCUGGCGGUUAGUCAUGGGGAUGGCGAGUUUGGCUUUCUCUUUCCCCCUUCACGAACGAAGGGAAACCCAGGGGGACUUGCAGUGAAACUCUCUGGCUGGAGUCAGCCCAGCCUAAUGUGACCAAAGCCCUGUCUACUUUCAUGUCCCCGUGGUGAUUGCAUUGGGCCAGUAACGGCACAGCUCUCGCAGUGUAAUUUUAUCAUCUCUUGCCACAUCUGGUGUUUUUCUUAAAGCCCCAGCUCCUGGAUCCAUGUGAUUGGAAGACACUCUCAGCUUUCAUUAAUCCCCCUUGCUCACCCUGCCCUAAAUUUCUAGCUCUCAUGGUUGCAGGGAAAAGCUUGAAAAUAUGACCCCCAUGAUUCAGAAACCAGAAACGACAUAAAAUGAACCCAAAUUUUAGGCUCCCCCACCCCCAAAAUCAUAAUUUUUAAGCCCCUCUCGUGAUUUUUUGAAUGCGUGCAGUUGGCCAUGGUGCUCCCAUCUCCCCCUAAGAGGGCGAGUGGCGUUGUAGUUGUUAAUGGUGCUUUCAAGAGACGCACAAAAGUUGCAGGGGAGGAAUCCAAACAAGGCACGUUUCCUCCGUUGUUCCUGCCUGCGAGGGAAGCAGGGACCAUGCUCCACUGAGCUGAGCGGUGCCUAACCCUGCCUCAGACAGACGGUCUGUAUUUUUGUUUGUGUGGGGUCGGCUUGUCAAGCAGGAAGCUGCACUUACUGGUUCAGAAGCUCAGGGAUUCUCUGCUUUGGUGGUUAAUUUUGGAUCUUUGCCGUUAGCGGGAAGAGCUCUGUGGCUGGGUUGUGACAGGAUGGUCAGUGUCUGGGGCUGGGUUCUGCCUGCUGCCCAGCGCUAAGGGGCCGCCCCGGCUUACUCGAGUCAGUGGCUGGUUUUGUGUUUGCUGCCGUGGUGGAAGCUGAUUCAGGCCUCAGCCAGGUCCCUGCUCUGGAUGCUAACACUGUACAUGAGGCUGUGGGGAAUUCCUCCCCCUCCCCUUCAAACUCUCAGCUCAGGGUUACUUUCCAGUGAAGUAUUUUUCUUAGAGCCUCGUCCGUGUCAUGGGAGAGCAGUGGCUCCCUCAGUUGAGGACAAUGUUCUGCUGGGGGCAGUUACCCCUCUAAAGAAGGGAAAUCGUUGCUGUUAAGAAUGACUGCCCCGAUUUAAAGAAACUUAAUGGUGAUUGAGAGAGAGUAGGGCUUGCAGGCUCCCCCCUGGUGUCCAUGAAAGGGCUGGCCAUUCUGCCUACGCCGCCCUAGGGCAAUCCACCACCCCCUUUAGAAAAAGGGAUGGGUGAGUUUUCCCAGCCAGCCCUUUAGUGGCGUCCAUCCUUGUCCACUGGACGGGGAUUUCACCCACUUGUUCUGAUGGCCUGGGGUCAACAGGCAGUCAGAUUAAUGAGCCGUCUGGCUUUAGCAUCUGUGAAGCCUCUUGACUCUCCUCAGGGCUCCCUGCCCAAGGGGCCUCCUGGCCACCGAGGACCCUGGGGCUAACCCCACUUGCUUUGUUCUCACACGGCGAUGGCUCCCCGCGUCGGAGAGGGCAUCAUGCAGGAUCUCCCAGGGGGCUGCUGCCUUUUCACUCCAUCUCACUUAGAUCCCAUUCAGAGCUCUCCUCUAUGACCGGGCAUUAUUGCAGGGCCCAUCCUGUGAGCAAUGACUAAUGCUCACUUGGGGGCAGUUACCCAGCAAACCCGCCCUGGGAUCACAAACUCCAACAGCAUCUUCCAGCCCUGGCCCUGAUCACACGGCAGCAUCGCUGCCAGGCGUGCGGCACGUUGGCCCAUCACUCUAGCAAAGUGCAGUGUUGCAUUAGCAAGACCGGCCCAUAAUUCUCAGCAGGUCAGAAACUCCAGGACUGAGACCUUCAAAAACGAGGCGGGGGAGCCCCUCUGGCUUUCCAGUGAUAAUCGAUCAGGUAACCGAGGCCCAUGAGCCGCCUCCUCUCGGGUGGGGGGAAGCUUAGGUAUGCAUGUUGCAGCGCUACUGUCAUGUGCUAGACAUGAUGUAAGAUCUGGGGCCAGCAGCUCUGUCCUAGCCCAGCAUGUGGCCCCUGGGCUGGCAUCCCUUGCCCAGCCCUCCUGGGGUGUUAUCCCAUUGUUUACAGUAGGGUUAGUUCUAUUAUGUAUUGUCAGUCACUCCGUUGAUCUGUUUUGUACAUCACAUGUUCUGUUAUUUAUGAGGGCGGUGCGGGGACCUGCUUUUUAAUCACGUUUGUACAGGCGCCCCUCCCUCCCCCCCCCUGCAGCUGGCAGCGUCCCCGGCGGGGCCCGUGCCUUUUAUUUAUUGAAGAUAAUGUGGUUUUGUAAAGCCAUCAUUUGUUUUUAGCCUCCUGGUUUAUUUCUGUAAGUCAAUAACUAAAUAAAUCCAAUGUCAAGUGAA